Messenger RNA from Nicotiana tabacum (common tobacco), 1807 nucleotides. Lineage: Eukaryota; Viridiplantae; Streptophyta; Magnoliopsida; Solanales; Solanaceae. The record is from RefSeq and is a predicted model, not a curated record.
UUUGUCUAUCUUAGUCUUAGAAUAUGUCACUUGUUCAUUUUUCUUCCAUGUUAGAUGCACAAUCCAAUUGCAAAAAUGAUGUGCAGCGUUUAAUUUCCUUUUAAGGUAUCACUGAUACUGGUUGCGUUCAUCUAAUAAUGCUAUUUUGAUGUGCUUUUCAAGAAUCUCUUCUGAUAACCAGUUGCUUCUUCAUUUUACUGUUGAAGGAUUGGAGCCCUGUCCUUCCCUUUAUUAAGGAUACUGUCACAAAUCUCUGGGCAGAAAGUAACUCUGAUAUGUCUGUGAAUCAUGAGAUCAGGAAAAAGAGGUGCAGGGCCCGGAGUUGCAAUCCUACGCUUGAGCUUCCUUCCCCGCAGCCAAAGAAACUAACUGAAGAGUACUCUGUCAGGAGAGAGAUUCAAUCUUCGCAGAAUAUUCUGUGGGGAAGUGCUUCUGAAAAGCAUGAUCCUGAGUCCAGAUUUCUCUGUCAGACUGAAAGUUCAAAUCGGUCAGUUGAUGGAUCUACUGGUCAUUGCACAAUGGGUGUGAACUGGAAAUCCAGAAGCUCUCCGCAGCCUUUUUCAUCUAAUGUUUUCUCUAUAGGAGAUGAUUUCCCGGAGAACAAAUUCAAUUCUCCAGCUAGCUCCAGUCAUAAAUCAGACUGCCAGUUAGGUUCAGGAUGGAAGGAUGAGUGCCUAACAAUUGUAGCUGGCUCAUCAGAGGAAGCCUCGUUUAUGGAGUCUCUUGAGCUUGAUUAUAGUUCAAAUGUGACACAUGACAGGAGGAAACCAUUUAUGCAAAGUUGUUCUUCGCGUAGAAGCCAGAUACAUGAUGGAGCAUCUUUUGAUAGUGAUGAAGAUAUUAAAUUUAAAAUAAGUGAUUACGGAAUUAAACGAGAUAUCCUUGAAGAUGAUUACAGUGUUAAAUUUGAAGUAGUUGAUGUUGUUAACCAGGUCCUAGAUCAAAGGUUUCCUAGGGGCAAGGAGCUAUUUUUUGAAAAUUUCUCCGGGUGCAGAACUCAAAGCAAGGACAUCCUAGAUGAAGACAAUCAUCUUCUUGACUUUGUUAAACAGACUGAAAAUUGUGAUUCUAGUCAGCUGCCUUUUAGUUCAGAUCCAUGUCCGCUGCUACCAGUUCCUUUGCUCGGUACCCGUUUUCAAGAUGUUGAUCCUUAUAUUGCUGAAAAUGGGAUUGAAACCUCCGUUAAAGAUGAAAUUGGUGUCACGUAUAAUUUUGGAAAACAUAAUCUCCUGGGUCCUGCCCUACACAAUUUGGGAAAAGAGGAUUGCUUGUUCCGAAGUUCUGCAAAGUUCGAUCUCAAUUUUAAUGCUUGUUCUGUGGAGGAUAUGGGCAGAAUAGGGGUUCAUGAUCCGCAGGACAUUUACAGUUCAGGUCCUUCUGAAUUCUAUUAUGAUGGAGGUGAUUUGUCACGUGUACAUUCUCAUGGUGAAGAAAAUCUUAAUAAUUAUUUGAUACCACGAGCUAUGCUCUCCUCUAGGGUGGAUGGAGACUCGCAUAAAUGGAUUGAUACAGGAAAUCAAGGUAUAACAGAUAAGCUAAGAAGGCACAGUGGAAGAAGUCAUUCAGCUCCUCCAUUUUACCAAGGCAAGAAGAAGUUCUUUUCCAUGAGUGAGUCUUUAAGAAAAGCAGCAGGAAAUAACAACCUUAAAACUGUUCAUGAUGUACCACUCAUGCCAGAAACUAGUGCUGCAAGGAGACUGCAACAUUCUGCAGAAGCUGUUAACUUGGAGCUUCCACAGCAGUCAUCCCGUCAAUGUGAUCAAUCUUCCAUCCCAAGUUGUGGUGAUGGUAUAUUCUCUAAUGUCAG